UUCUCUCUCAGCACCCCGAGGGCAUGUGGAACUCCGUUAGAGUUAACGAUCAUUAAAAUGCUCCAUCUUAGACUCACCUGCUUGCUGGCACAGCAGAGCCCCGUGAGGCCUAAUAAAGUGGGGUUUCAUUCAGUAGAACAGAGCCUUCAACCUCCUUAGAUAAUGACACUAGCUCUCUCACUGAUGGCUCUCUCCAUCAACUCGGAGCAGUAGUAGUACUGGGGACCUGGCUAUUGAGACCCCCACUGUGCAUCUGACCCAUUUGAUUAAAGAACAGUCUAAGGGUAGGAGGCAGCUGAACACGGCGGCGCCAAUUUGCAGAUGUUAUCGCAGGUACAGCAAAAUCCUUGUGUUUCUAGCUCCAACAGUGCAGUAAUACCUAGCAAUAAAAAAAAAACACUACACACAAAAUCCAGAAAAAUAAGGAAAUGUAAGAAGUAUCAGAACAAGCAAUGUCAGAGACCGGAAUAUAAAGCACAGCAGUAUUUCAGUAUAGCUGUAAUUUAUGAGCUUGGCUAGACAUAAUUACCAACCCCAUUGUGUCUGAUUUGGCUUUAAAAGAUUUCCUCUCUGUCAAGCUCACAACACCACCACUGCUGGCUGCAGCCAGGAUGAGUUGUUUUAGGAUAGCAAACGUCAUGGCAAACCUGCACUGUCAAGUCUUUUGGUGUCCCCUGAAGCUUUGGUACUGUCUUGUGUGGGUGGGGAGCUGCCACAGCAUCUCAGAUUGGUAUGAUGAAUAUGUCAUCCACAUCAUACAGGGUCUAUCAACCUAUCAUUAUCAAAUGCAUACAUGUAUCAUUACUGCAUAGAGAGAGAAUACACACCAUCUUGCAACAGAUGAUUAGUAUUUUGCUCACUGUUCAGACUGUCAAGCCUGUGUUCUCCCCACUUUUUAAUGUUAUUUUAUAGAAAAGUGACUUACGUGUUUCAUUCACACCACCCCUUAACAUGUGGUAAACAUUUGAAAGAAGUCUGUGUGUAUCUGUAUAUUACUCAUUGCAAAGCUAUUAUACAACAUUUUAUAGACCCCCCUCACCCUUUAUGCUGUGACUUCUCUGUUUCCUCUGUUUCUGUGAUGUACUCUUUGUCUGGAGGCAGUCGUAAUGAUCACGGCUGUUUCUGUGUUCUUUCAGUACUGGAUCAAUGAGUUCACCACCAAUCUGGGAAUUGGCGUCUUUCACUCAGGGAUCGAGAUCUACGGCAGAGGUAAGGAAACCUCCGCUGCUAUGAUAACAGCCCUUGGUGGGGCUGGCUGACCAAUGUUCAACCACACAACAAGGCACUCCAGUGAACUGCUGGGCUGUCAGGUGCUGCUUGGUAGAACUUCUCUGUCUGCAACGCCUCAUCAUCAAGUAGAGAGGGCAGUGAGUCAGAUACUAUGGUACUUUUAGUACCUGACAUUAGGAUUGUAACAGAUGGUGGUAGAAAUAACAUAAGGAUGGAAGGAUAAACAUGUAAGAAGGGUUUCAAAUAGCUGUAUCUGCUAACUCGUUGUUACUCAUAAUGCCUACUCAUGUCUCAGAUAAAAACAAGCCACAUCAACCCAACCUGAGGAAUCUUUGUUAGCUAAUUACCAGCUUCACUACAAACCGGACACACUUUUGCCAUUUUACUGUUUCUGGCUAUUUCUGUUAUUUAGGAUCAUAUGGGUUCUUCCUCGAAUUAAAAAAAUAGACUCUAAAUGACAUUGCCACGAGCUGCACCGCAGAUAUUGAGAUUAGCAAGUUGCAAGACUGCUGUCACACACAGAAUCUGCGCAUGUGCACAGGUUCACUUCACGCUGUAACAGCGUGGUAGCCAGGGCACCAAACCAGCAGAGAAGUUGAGCCUCGCGCUUCAACACUCUUAGUUGUUGUGGAAAUUGACCAACUGCUGUUUACUUUCUGCAUCUGUCAUAUCGCUGAGUCUAUCUUUUUAAAAUCGAUUUAUUCUAGAAUCAGCCUCCCAGUCGCUCAGCUUUAUUGAUCAAGGAGAAGUGGAAGUGGUAGCUUGUCUUUUAGUUGAAAACACUGGUGGUUCAUUCUGUUAAACUCAGCGUCUCGCCUGUGGUUUGAACCUCAUAGCUCAGCCUAUUAAAAGCUGCUUUCAUCUAUGCAUUUUAAAAGAAAGCUCUGAAUCCAAAUAUAUCCUCAUGGCAACCCCUUCAGUUUUAUGGUAGGACGGACCUGGGUAUUUCUAAUGCCUGGCUUGUUUACCCUUAAUUGGGCUGAUUCAGGGAGACUGACAAUCCCAGCAACAGAUGGUGUAGAUUAGGCACACAAUUAUUGCCUUUUACAUUACUUUAUGAGCAGCGCAAGCUGGCAAUUAUUUACUGUGUGUGUCUUUAUGAGAGAGUGAGUUUGCCAAAACUGACACAGUUUAUAAAUUCUGUGCAAUGGAUGUGCCGUGUGUCUCUGUGUCAUUCAUGGAGAGAGUGCAUGAGUUAUUGAAAUUCUGAUCAGCAGGCAGCCCAAUUAGUGAACAGGAGUUAGUAGCAGGGUGGAUCAGAGGGGCGGGAACAGGGCUCUGGAGAUCCCCAUCAGCUACACCCAUCAUGGAGCUGGGAGCUAUAAGGACUGAUGGAGCUAUAAAGACCUUCCACUACCUUCCUUAGACUGCCUCAGCCCGUCACAACAGACUACAAUACUACCCCCACACUCACCUCAAACACAGCAAUUCCGUUCUUUUACUUUUAGAUCUGUGUGUAUUGUUGUGAAUUGUUAGAUAUUACUGCACUGCUGGAGCUAGGAACACAAGCAUUUCGCUACACCCGCAAUAACAUCUGCUAAAUAUGUGUAUGAGACAAUACAAUUUGAUUUCAUUUGAACACCCCCCCACACUCACCUCAAACACAGCAACACCACCCGCCCCACACUCAACGCCACUCACCCCAACUAACCUCAAAUACGGCAACACCACCCCACACUCACCUCCACCCACCCACACUCACCUCCACCUGCUCCACACUCAUCUCAAACAUAGCAACACAGCCCCACCCGCCCCACACUCACCUCCACCCGCCCCCACACUCAUCUCAAACACAGCAACACCACCCCCACCCGCCCCACACUCAUCUCCACCCGCCCCAACUCAUCUCAAACACAGCAACACAGCCCCACCCGCCCCACACUCAUCUGUGAACUUCCCACCCACCUCUACUAGUACUACUGUUGUGUGCUAUGAAUCUUUGUAUAGUGUUUUUGACUUCCUCUGUGUGAUCUGAUCAUUGUCCUGAUCUUUCAGAGUUUGCCUAUGGAGGACACCCAUAUCCAUUUUCAGGGAUAUUUGAGAUAACGCCAGGGGAUGCCACAGAACUCGGGGAGACAUUCAAAUUCAAGUGAGUAUCACGGCUUAAAUCGAGGGUUUCUUGAAAAACAAGGUAUGGUUAGUUGCCUAGUUGAGCUAAAACAUGAGAACAUCCUUAAACCUGUUUGUAGUGGAACCAGUACUGUUGUUGACGUUUUGGUAGAUAUGUUUACUUAUGUGUUCUUUCUUCACUGCUUGUGAUGGAUUCUGAAAACUGGUCAUUUCUAUUCAUAAUGGUCAAGUUUUUUUUUUCUUCUGUUAAGCAGAACAUAGGAUCACGAGAAUACCGAGAAGUCACAUAGGAUUUCUGCCUCAAGCGACACUGAGGAUCACAUGAAUAGUUAAUGGUUACUGACAGUUUUUUUCUUCAGUUGUUGUAGAGACAACCUGCAUAGCCAAUUUAUUUUCUUUAUCUAGCAAUAAUUUUGUGACAAGGAUGCUCCCUAAAAUGGUCGUCAUUAUUUACUGGCUUGUUGAAGUGUCUAGCCUUUACAGCUAUGUUCAAUGAAGCACACUGUUACAAUUAUAGUGAUGGAGGAGGAAGAAGAAGAGUGAAAUCUCAGCUGGACUUACAUAGAAUGUUAUUUACACACUUGCCUGUAUAAGAGUACAGAAGAACGUGUGUGUGGAGUUGGGGUGUUUCUACAGCAUGUCCUUGCCGAUGUGCGUGCAUUCAUGCAAGCCCCUAGUUGCCGUCUGGCUACUUUUGAUUGUGUGUGUACUGUGUGUGUGAGGCUUGAGCGAGUGGCUCUGUAGCUUGUUUGCAUAAAUGAUGCUCUAGUUGAGCAGCCCCAUGGCACUGGAGUGUCUCUGCUACUGAUGCCAAUGAGUAGAACAUGUUCUAAAUAAACGUUCUGUGUAUGGUUUGUUUAUUUCUUUGUGUGUGUGUACACCUGCUAUGGGAGGAUACUAUAUGGGAGAGACGAUAAAACAUCACAGUAAUGUUGGUUGGAUGACGCAAUUGUUUUGCGUUCUACAUAAAAACAACUUGCAGGAUCUUCUAUAUAAUCAUUUCCAGGGGUUGCCUAACUAUUGUCAUGUCCUCCCUCACAUAAUGCCUCCAGCAUCCAUUUUCCUAACUUACCUUUAUCUAUAUAGCUCUAUGUGCACUCUACUUAUUUGUAUAUAAUGUAUGUAAACUCUGUGUAAACUCCUCUGUCUGUAUUCUGUCUCUAAAUGUUGUCUAUCACGAGCAGCACCAUAUCACUAAGUAACAUUCAGAGUGUGUGUAAAUGUCCUUGGCGAAUGAAGAUGAUUCUCAUCUUCUGAUGGUGGUUGUUGAGUGAUAAGGCUGCUCCUGUUUAUGUACAGCAAUGCUCCGAAGAUACUGUAGUUGCUAACACCGUGGUCCAUUUCUCGCCCACAGCUCAGACAUGCUGCAUUUUGGUUAGGCUGAGUCACUUCUGUGAAGAUGAAGAGCUUCAACUAUAAUUGAAGUGAACUCUGCCUGUGUAGUCAUUACUCAGAUGGGCCGGUCUGUUGUGUAGAUUCCAUGCAUAGCAUUUUUUAUCUAAAAUGAUAAAAGGUAGAUUAUGAAGUCUUUAGGCAACAUUUUACAUCCGCAAAACUGCCCUUGAGCUCUGCAAAUAAUCUUGAAUAGUCACAAUAAGUAGGAAUUAUAAUUUCUCAUUUUAAAAUGUAAAACAUUGCCUUGUAUGGUGAAAAAGGGUGCUUAGAAUUGACCUUCUCCUCUGUGUUGAUCCUGUUCCUGGCAUCAGAGAGGCCAUUGUUCUGGGCAGCACAGACUUCACAGAGGAGGAUGUGGAGCGCAUUGUGGAGGAGCUGGGGAAGGAGUACAAGGGGAAUGCCUACCACCUCAUGCACAAGAACUGUAACCACUUUUCCUCAGCCCUGUCGGAGGUAAGGGACGCUCUGAACAUUCACACACACACACACACAUAUAUUAUUUAUGCCCAAGCUCUCCUUAAGGAAAGACAAAGGCCUAUAUCCCUGCGUUGUCCAGGGUGCGUCACAGUGGUCCACAUAAGACAAGAAUUCCAUCCUCCCCACCAGCUCACCUCUUGUCACCAGGGCUAGAGCAUUCUAGGUCAGGGUGCCUGGAUGUAGUGCCACUUUGCCCUGACGUUGAACCUGCCAGAUGCCAGGUCCAGCCUAGCACAGUCUCACAAAGAGCAGAGAAGGAGAAUCCCCCACACCCCACGGGACAGAUGACAAAUAUCUCAACCUGUGUUAGUUCAGUGUGUUGAGUAGAAGCCAAGCAAUUUGAGUUUAUAAGUACAGUGUUAGAGCAGAUUGGUGGAGCGGGUGAAUAAUGAGUAUGAUUACACCCAUCAUUUGUGUGGCAGACAGGAAUUAGAGAGCUCUGCUGCAAGCCCAGACACACUGCCCCAGCUGCCAGGCCCACUGCCCCAGCUGCCAGGCCCACUGCCCCAGCUGCCAGGCCCACUGCCCCAGCUGCCAGGCCCACUGCCCCAGCUGCCAGGCCCACUGCCCCAGCUGCCAGGCCCACUGCCCCAGCUGCCAGGCCCACUGCCCCAGCUGCCAGGCCCUGUCAUACACCACUGACAGAAACUCCUCCUGACUCAUACACCUACAUAUGCAAAUACAACACACACACAUAUACUAGCAAACACCUACAUAUGCAAAUACAACACACACACAUAUACUAGCAAACACCUACAGACAAACUCACUCUCUCACACAUGUAUGCUCACACAAUGUGACUGUUUGAAUAGAAUUCAUUGCAUAGUUCAAUGAUUUCCUCAGAGAACCCAGUGUAUUUGAACCAAAUUGUUCUAGAGAGAGGAAAUUAGGCUAAUUGUCAAUUCUUACAGAGCAUUCUGUCUUCUCCCAUCAUUUACACCCCUUGGUCUUGUUGAUUCCCAUCUUUAUAAUGAAACACUGCACUAGUGCAGUGGGUAUUCACUUCUGUGGCCGUUCCUGUCUAUUAGGGACUGUCUUUAGCUGUGAAGUACGUGUGAAUGUGUUUCCUGGGGACGGUGAAGAGGGAGGUGACUAAUACUCAGAUGUCUCUAACACUGAUAAUCCUCUCUUCAUUUGAAAGGCAAAUGAAGUGGGCCUGAUGACACUCUGGAUAAGAACAUAUUUACAGUGAAACCAGCACCUCUUCCUCUUGAAGUGUUGAAACACUCAUUUAGCUCGUAUCAUCUUGUUAACACUGCUACAACCACACACGUCUAGUAUGACUCAAUGUAUGACUAUAUUGUGUAGACUGAGUCAGAGCGUUGUUUCUAGUCAUUUGCGAUUCCCACCCAAAAAAAAGUAUAUUAAUGUAGCAAAUAAUUUUAAGAUGUAUCUAUGCAUAGCCUAGAUAUGUAAUCUUGUUGUAGAGUCCUCUCCCUAUUGGAUGAUAGAAUUGUUCAGGAAUAGAAUGGAGAUGUCUGCCUCAGGCAUACAGCGCUUCUCUCUCUUCCUUGUUGUGUGGGAAGGAUCUGUUUGACAGUUUCAUUUUCUGACAGCCUGAUUUGCUCGUGGGAUUAUGCGUGAUUGCUCCACAGUGAAGGAAUCUGUGAGAGAGAACUUUGAAUGGGAUUAGCUCUGCAAAGACCACCACAGAUCCCCAGCUCUAGGUGUGAUAGUUAUUUAUUUCAGACCUGUUAGGUUUCUGUACAGAAAUCCUACAUCCAGGACGGCAGCCUAUCAUUGUCUUUCAUUUCUCUGUGGUCUAUUUUAGGUGAUAAUUUGCAAAAAAAUGAUGAUACUGUAUGGGAGAACACAGCAUUCCUACUGAAACUGAUUUCUCAACCGCAGAGAAUCAAUCGACCGAUUGGUAGCCUAUUUCUCAUGGGUAGCCUAUAUAGACAUAUUGUCAUUGGUAGCCUACAUCAAGCCUCAUGAGCAAUGUCUUGCCUUUUCAUGUGAAAUGUAGGCGAAGACUAACAACCUCACAAUUACAUUGUGCAGUUGUGAACAUUAAUGUCACUGCUCACAAGGAUGUUAACCCACACACAAUUGAAGCCCAUCACUGCAGGCUUGUUUGAGGCGUUAAGGCUAUUUUAUAGCUCCAUCCCAUCAGGCCACAGCCUCCAGAAUGAUUAUCCUCCUCUCUGCCUCAGUGCUGCUGCUGUUAUCAUCACACUUAGCUUGUUUUUCACAGCCAGAGGCUUUUCCCAUCCAAUACCUGGUUUUUCCAAAGUGGAAUACUUCCAUUACACGUCAAGAGGACUAAAGAUACAAAUCUACAGCUAAUACCACUUUGAAAGAAAGGGCAAUUUGUGUUUCUCUGCAUUUACUGGGUUGGUUUGGUGUUCGCUUUGGACCACAAGGUUUGAAAAUAUUGGUUUUAUGGUUGCACUAUUUUCACAGGAAAUAUAUUUUUAUCGUGAUGUGAGAAAUUCUAAGAAUGUUAGAGAAGCGAGAGGGGACAGAUAACAAUUCAACACCGGUGUCUUUGUCAGAGUCUUGACCUCUUCCAUUCACUGGGGUGAUAACAUGUUACUGUGCUGAGCAAAAGGAAUGGUCCUGGCUAGUGGCCAUUAAUGAAGUCAUUACAUUGUAAUGAUGUCCGUACUUAGCAAGACGAUACAUCCACACUAUUUUCACAUUGUAAUAGCACCCAGUCCAUCAGAUGAAUAAGGGUCCAAUUGAAUACAGUCUAGUGGAGUACAUUCCAAUACCUCAAUGACCAUUAGCUAUAUCCUGCUUAGUAGGGCCAAAUGCCUUACUGCUACAGUAUCAGCAGAUCCAUUUCCAGUAAGGCCUAGCACUCUAGUAUCAGGUAUCAGUGCUGCAUGUCUCUGUUCUACUCUGCGCUCUUCCUGUCUGUCCAUCAGAUCCUGUGUGGCAGGGAGAUCCCGCGCUGGGUGAACCGGCUGGCCUACUUCAGCUCCUGUGUGCCCUUCCUGCAGAGCUGCCUGCCCAAAGAGUGGCUGACCCCGGCCGCCCUGCAGUCCAGCGUCAGCCAGGAGCUCCAGGGGGAACUGGAGGAGGCAGAGGACGCCUCCGCCUCUCUGGCCUCCAUGAGCUCCAUGCCUUCCCCAUCCCUCUCCUCUCCUUCCCCAUCCAGGCUGCCCAGGGUUCCCCGACAUCAGCCCCGCCGAUAGGACUAGUCCCAGGGUUCACCAUUGCCUUCAGUGACAGGCUCUGGCAGGGCCCCUCCACAUGGACAGGCUUACUGUACUGUACACCACUCUGCCAAUAGACACUAACCCCAAACCCAACCCACCCCCUACCUACCACCCCUGCCUACUGCGCUCCUGAUGAGACUUGCCAUCCACCAGCGGCAUUGAAGCCCCGCCUACACUGACUUGACUGGCAGACUUGGGGUAAUGGCUACAGGCUCGGAGUACUGUUGUUUUACACGUAAAAAACAACAUUCAGUUCAUGUUUUGUGUAAUUUCUUCAUUUUCUUGGCCUUUAUUUUAUAUACUCAGGACUCUAAAAAAAAUAUUUUCUAUGUUUAGCUUCUUUUGCUUUUCUAACGCUUUAGUCAUCACUCUAUAUAGCAUUUUCUAAAAUGCAUUUUUAAUCCUCUUUUGUUUACAACCUGUUUGUGUGUGUAUGUUUAUGAGUGUGUGUUUUACAAUUACCGAGAAGCUACCACCUGGGCCAAACACCUCCACACUUUUCUUACGACACACACAGCUGAUGUCUACCCCCGUGGCAGCUGUGCCUGGAGAUUUUUACUGUACCUGCUCGUUGAGCUCUGCACUGUUUCUCUAUAGUUUACCUGUUUCUCUCUUUGUAAAGCAGCGGACUCCUUAACCUAGAAUAACUAACUUACUUCAGAUGUUUUACACCGUUUUUAGAGUCUUCUGUGUAACUGAAAAUAUUUGUAUCUCGUUUUAAAGUUAUUAAAGAAAAAUAUAUGACAUAGAUUGUUGUUUUAAUGAGUUAUUAACUAAACGUAUUCUCCCUACUGAACAUGGUGCUGUUGUCAAUAUAGCUUAAUUACAUUUCUAAUAGCCAGGAGGGAGUCAGCCUAUUUGCAUGCAGACUCCCCCCUCCUCCAUCUGGGUUGCUGCUGUUGCCCUUGACUGCAAUAACAUCUCUGUGACAGAAAUCUGAUUGGCCUCCAUUGUUUGGAUUGUACUUGGCACAUACCUAUGGCUAUUGAACAACACUCAACUUGUAUUAACAUGAGUUUUCCUGUUGAAGUAGCAGUUGUUGCCCAAACAGGAUAUUUUCCCACAGUAUAUGAAGGCUCCAGACUGAUUUAAUGUUAGCAAAGAGACACUGUAGAUUUCCCACCAUUCAUGACUCCAAAAAAAGCUAGAUUCAAGCUUACUGUAUUUUCUCUCAAGAUAAAUGUUCUGUGAAACUGACCAACCUGCUCAGGAUGUGCUACCUCAAUGGGAAUUUUCAUGGAACUUUCUGUCAAAUGGAGAAGUUCUGGAAAAGUGAGCUGUCCAUCUUAACUCAAAAGCAGUAGAGCUAACUACUAAAUGUGAUCAUUAAUAUUUACUCACUGUGCCUUUUUGACCCUAGAUACGCAAUCCUGUUAGCCAGAAUUUUCCAUUUAGAGUGAGGUAGCUCAGAUUUUCAGACCACCAAGGUCCUUGCUCGGUUGCCGUCAGUGUCAACUGUCUUCACUCAGAUCUCUGUGUUGACAUAUUUCCACCUCUCAUCACCAGCCAAGGCACCAAAGGAUCAAGCCCCUAGAUCUACUCUGUCAUGGUGACUUGAAUGACACACUUCAGAUAUGUCAGGAUGGCUUUUUCCUCUGGAAGUCCUGUUUCUGUUACACCUCUGAGGUGUGAUGACCCCUAGUGGCGUAGUGAACACAUUGCCCUGUUUAAAUGAAAAAUAUCUCCAUGAACAGUGCGCUCUGUAGCAUCAGUUUAUUGAAUGAUGAGGAUGAAUCUAUUGAAAUUGACCGAUCAAAAUCAAACAACCAUUUUUAAAAUGAUUAUUAAGCCCCAUUGAAACAGGAGGGGACAAUUAUUGACAGAAUUGAAGAAUUCUGAAUUUUAGUGUUUUAGAGGCGGGUCUCAGUGACGGUCUCCGACAGAGUAACCACAGUCUGUGUCUCCUCUGGCUGCCUGCUCAGAUUAUUUUUACAGCAGAGUAAAGCCUCCACUACCUCUCUGGGGCCCUUAGUCAUGAAGAUAUAGAGGAACGGGUCCAUUAGAGGACUCAGAUACAGCAACAGAUUGGCAAUCAGCCCUAAGUAUCGUACUUCCUCCUUCAACGACUUGAGCAGAAUGUUCAGAAUGAAGGGAAGAAACAGCACGGUAUAAUUGGUCAGGAUGACCGCCAGUACGCCCACAGUCCUUUUUAUCUGGAAAUGACGCCAAAAUAAAAGAUGAGGGUAGCAGUGUCAGCCGAUAGGAUACUCCCAGUGGCAGCCUGUGGUCUUCCAAUGAAACUGAAAAUGUCUGAAACAAGAAGGCUGAUGACAUGGACAGGUACAGGGUUGGGACCUUUGACCAGGUUCUUCAUGGUGUAAAGGGCCAAUCCAAUGGCAGGUAGCCCAACGGCAAAUGUUAUCCAGCCAAUGACCUCGGCAACGCGGUCAAAAGUAGUGUCAGCGUUUGUGUUGUUAACAUAUCCUAUAUUCAUAUAAUUAUCCAUGGGGUCUGGUCAUUUGAGGUGGUUUAUUAUGUCUUUUCGUUGUGUUUAGUUGCAUUUACUAGUAUAGUCAUGAGUCAUGUGACCGCGUCCUCUCGUCUUUCACACACUAGAAUGACAGCAACAUGGAAGAAUGUAUUAAAUUCAUUUAGGAGUAUGUGUACAACAUUUUAAAUAAUCACAUUUGUUUAGUCUGUCAGUGACAGGCUACAGUACAUUCUAGGCUACAAACAGUACGUAGGCAUUCUCCCAAUAUCACUUCUAUGUCACUCUACUUGUCCUUGAGCAGUUUAACUGUUCUUUCUUUAGUAAGACCUGUUGCUUAAAGGCUACUCACAUACUUCCAUCCCGUGUUCAUGGAUAUUUUAUAUUUAAAAUGUUUCCUGAAUUCCAUUCAUCCCCAUAGCAUUUAGAUCCUUUGGUAUUGCCUCCCCCUGCCAAAAAUAGACAGAGAUAAUCCAUGGCCUUACCUGAAGUAGGUUUGGAGAGAACAGCAUGGAAAGAGCGUUGUGUGUUCCUCCUCAGUGUAUUUUACCUUGCAGUUGAUGGGUGAACGUCAAAUACUGUACCUGGAUGAUCCCCUGUACCUGGAUGAUCCCCACAGUAGGUGAUGCGACUGGUACCAGGUCCAUGCUAUGAAUUGGAUUGAUUUGCUUUUGGCUUUUUUAUAUAAAUGUUUUAUUGGUGCUGAAUAGCAUGGUCACUUAUCUUCCUAGAACUGCUAGAUAAACGGUUUCAAUUAAGCUAUACAGACUCACAUUUCCCUAAAUUCCAGUUGAGCUAUGCUGAUGGUAAUGUAAAGUGUCAAUUUGCAUUUUGUACUUUGCUUAGUUUAUAUGUCAGGGCCUAGUUCCUCCUAACAGACACUGAUGUCAUUUUAACACAUUCCUGUAACACAUCAAUGAAUCUUAAAGGAGCUCAGUCAUCCUAACCAACAACACUCAAAAGAGUGGUUGAACUCAUGAACUUCCCUGUCAAAUAUCUUUCUUUAGUUAAUCAACUAUGUGAGCCCACAAUUUCAACAUUAGUGACAAGGAAGUCAUUUUUCUGAAGUAUUUGCUCAAUAAUUUGUUUAAGUUGCAUUUGUGUGUGGUGGCGGACUGUUCUGACUUCAGCAUUAUGUCUCAACAUAUUUGUCUUAAGUCUGAUGGACAGAGACAUUGUAUCUGACCUAUAAAAGUGUGGUGCAGUAUUGCUAGUAAGAGUUUGGUUUUUAUUCUCAAGUAGCUGCCUGUACUACAUACAACACAUCAAGUCUGUGAAUAUAAAACUAACAGCUUCUUCACCCAAAAUGGUGUAUGCGUAUUAUAAGAUGUAUGCAUGAAGUGUAUUAUGUUAUAUGUAAGAUUUAAUAUUCCUGUUGUCAUUAUGAAAUACAAAGCAGUGAAGUGGAAACUUUGUGUGGAAUGGAUUAGGAUCGGGGUCUUUUAACCACUGUUAGUAAUGUCAUGGUUAUCUCCCUGGCCAAUCAUCUAUCUAAGACUGACAAAUAUAUAGUCACAAAAAUUGUGCAAUGACUUUUGACAUCCUUGGAUGGUGAAGGACUUCCUGUCUAACUGUAUUUAAGGCCCAGCCACUGGGUGCGCACAGUGAGUAUCUGUGGCAUAAAAAAAAAACAGUUACUGGACAAUUUUUUGCAUGUUUCUAACUUGCAUUUACACUUCCUGAUAAUUGGUUGAUUUAUUGUAAAAGGCUUAUUGCCUCUUCUGAUAAGAGCUACAAGACAAACAGAAAUUCAUAUAAAUUAACCUCCAGGUAAGACCGUACUGUAGAUUUCACAUGAUUGCUAAAGGGCUAUUUGAACUUUGCUUGUGCUACACAUGUUAAACACUGAAUUGCGCAGUGAUUACUUUAAUUGUUUUCUAUUAGUAUGUGAUAUUCAUAAAUGUGAUUAUGGCUCUAUUUGUAUUUAUUAUGGAUCCCCAUUAGCUGCUGCCAAGGCACCAACUACUCUUCCUGGGGUCCAGCAAAAUUAAGGCAGGUAUACAUUUAAAAAAACAUUACAAUACAUUCAUAACAGAUUUCACAGCACACUAAGUGUGUGCCCUCAGGCCCCUACUCCACUACCACAUAUCUACAACACAAAAUCCAUGUGUACGUGUGUGUAUAGAGCAUAUGUUAUCAUGUAUGCAUGUGUCUGUGCCUAUGUUUGUGUUGCUUCACAGUCCCCGCUGUUCCGUAAGGUGUAUUUUUAUCUGGUUUUAAAAUCUGAUUAGUUAAUUGCAUGAACAUUGCAUAAAAAAAUAUAUUUAAGGUAUCCUAACAAUUACACAUUGAUGUAAGAAUAUGACUUUGAAAAUGCCUUUAGAAAAUGUAUUGAUUACGGAAUGAAAAGGAGCUAAUUUUUUUUAUUUUUUGUAUAUUGCUAAGGGAUAUUGUACUUUGACAGGUCAUUUUGUAUUACAUAUUCAGUUUUACAAAGAAUACGCAGUGAGUAGAGCUAUAUUGAGCCUACUUCCUUAUUUUUUUAAAGGAAAUGCUUAAGAUAUUCUAAGGAAAAAUACAUGAUGCAGCUCAACACUAGAUCUAUUUCAAAUAAUCAUUACAGGAAUCUUAGAUGUCAUAGAGUAAAAAUUGUAACCACAUAUUUCACACUUUUUUUUUCUUAGUGUAGACACAGCAGGAAAAUAUAAAGUACCUUGAACUUGGAAUCAGAAGAACCCUGCCAUUCACUAGUUCCUGCAACAACAAGCACCAUCAAGGAUGGAAGCAAACCUCUCCAAUAUUUCUGACAGCAUCACAUCAAAUAAGAGCCUCAUUGAAACCAUUGUAUGUUGGACAACAUUCUCCAUUGGUCUUCCUCUGAUCUGUCUGGCCAUUUAUGCCAUGUACUUCCUGAUCAGAGCUGAUCACAUUGCUCCAGUCUAUGUUAUCAACCUACUUAUUGCAGAUCUCAUUCAGAUUUGCAUGAGGCCAAUCAUACUGUUCAGUAACGGGGAAUUUGUAGUGAUUUUGAUUGAAUUCUUUGGUAUCAGUGCAAGCAUUGGUUUCAUGGUAUGCAUUGCUCUCGAGAGAUACCUUGUGAUUGCAUUUCCUCUCUGGUACCGUUUUCGCCGUAACAUCAAGUACUCGCUCAUAGUGUCCUCCAUUAUCUGGGUGUUUCCUUUUAUCCAAAUCUCCCUGUUUUUCCUCUCACCGACUUUUGAGAUUUCACUUAUUUUGUUUGCAGCUAUCCUCCUCAUCCCCAUCCCACUGCUUGCGUUCUUCCUAGUGGGCACAUUGAAAGCUCUGUCCGUCUCCAUCGCUGUGCCAGCCGUUGAACAGAGACGGAUUAUUGGUACCCUGGCCCUUGUGCUGGGCAAUUACACAGUCCUGUUCCUACCCCUCAUCAUACAAACUCUGAUAUCAGGGGUAACAGCCCAACACAAUGUGGAAAUUGGGACAAUCUUAGAGAGUUUCAGCCCCCUUGUGGAUCCUCUGCUCUAUGUGUUCAUGAGAAAGGGAGCUAAGGAGACUCUUCUGGCCUUUCACUGCUUCGACAAGCUGAUGGGUGACCAGGAGCAGAGUCAGGUCACAAACACUAUGACCAUGACUGAUACUGGAGUAGAAGGCUCCAGGUAGGACAGGUCCAGGAUAAUGGACUGUAGCUGUAUGAUUCACUAUGUAUAGUUCCUAUCAAGCAACCAAAUAUGUAUUUUGUUAACAUUAUACCUUGUUUUUGUUGUUGUAGUUAGAAUGUGAAGAGUACAUGCCUUUAUAGUUAACAUACAAUGCAUAACAUACUGUAUUGUACACAGGCCUAUUGUGCAUUGCCCUAUCUUUGAUGGGCUUGUAUUGCAGCUUUUCAGAAAUAUAUGGACUUUCCUUACUUCAAUAAAUUGAUACUGUGGAUAUUUGAGAUUGCUCUUUCUAUUAUUUUAUCCCCAUUCUCUCCCUGAGUCCCUCUAAAAAGAGAACACUAAAAGUGGUCAUGUUAUAGACAGUUUAUUCAGAUCCCAAUAUGAGUACAAGUGCAUUCACAUAGACAUACAAGCCCAUGUCUGUCGUAGCUAUGACAUUUGAGUUCAGUUUGAGUUCACCAUACAUUGGGCAGACAUAACAUAACAUGUCAUUACAUGGGCAGGUGUAAUAUUACAUGUCAUUACAUAGGCAGAGAUGUUGGCCGACAUGUCACCACAUGUCACCAUCCGCUAGUACUCUUUGAGUCAUGCAGAAGUCUGGCUGCAGGCUCUCAAUGGUACAGUCGGAAGUGUCCAUGUUACAGAGGCUGCAGUCACAGCUCAGAGCCACAGGGUAGGUGACAUGAGGGUCCACCCAAGGGGGACAGUCAGGUAGGCAGAUCGAGAUCUACGGCAGAGGUAAGGAAACCUCCGCUGCUGUGAUAACAGCCCUUGGUGGGGCUGGCUGACCAAUGUUCAACCACACAACAAGGCACUCCAGUGAACUGCUGGGCUGUCAGGUGCUGCUUGGUAGAACUCCUCUGUCUGCAACGCCUCAUCAUCAAGUAGAGAGGGCAGUGAGUCAGAUACUAUGGUACUUUUAGUACCUGACAUUAGGAUUGUAACAGAUGGUGGUAGAAAUAACAUAAGGAUGGAAGUAUAAACAUGUAAGAAGGGUUUCAAAUAGCUGUAUCUGCUAACUCGUUGUUACUCAUAAUGCCUACUCAUGUCUCAGAUAAAAACAAGCCACAUCAACCCAACCUGAGGAAUCUUUGUUAGCUAAUUACCAGCUUCACUACAAACCGGACACACUUUUGCCAUUUUACUGUUUCUGGCUAUUUCUGUUAUUUAGGAUCAUAUGGGUUCUUCCUCGAAUUAAAAAAAUAGACUCUAAAUGACAUUGCCACGAGCUGCACCGCAGAUAUUGAGAUUAGCAAGUUGCAAGACUGCUGUCACACACAGAAUCUGCGCAUGUGCACAGGUUCACUUCACGCUGUAACAGCGUGGUAGCCAGGGCACCAAACCAGCAGAGAAGUUGAGCCUCGCGCUUCAACACUCUUAGUUGUUGUGGAAAUUGACCAACUGCUGUUUACUUUCUGCAUCUGUCAUAUCGCUGAGUCUAUCUUUUUAAAAUCGCUUUAUUCUAGAAUCAGCCUCCCAGUCGCUCAGCUUUAUUGAUCAAGGAGAAGUGGAAGUGGUAGCUUGUCUUUUAGUUGAAAACACUGGUGGUUCAUUCUGUUAAACUCAGCGUCUCGCCUGUGGUUUGAACCUCAUAGCUCAGCCUAUUAAAAGCUGCUUUCAUCUAUGCAUUUUAAAAGAAAGCUCUGAAUCCAAAUAUAUCCUCAUGGCAACCCCUUCAGUUUUAUGGUAGGACGGACCUGGGUAUUUCUAAUGCCUGGCUUGUUUACCCUUAAUUGGGCUGAUUCAGGGAGACUGACAAUCCCAGCAACAGAUGGUGUAGAUUAGGCACACAAUUAUUGCCUUUUACAUUACUUUAUGAGCAGCGCAAGCUGGCAAUUAUUUACUGUGUGUGUCUUUAUGAGAGAGUGAGUUUGCCAAAACUGACACAGUUUAUAAAUUCUGUGCAAUGGAUGUGCCGUGUGUCUCUGUGUCAUUCAUGGAGAGAGUGCAUGAGUUAUUGAAAUUCUGAUCAGCAGGCAGCCCAAUUAGUGAACAGGAGUUAGUAGCAGGGUGGAUCAGAGGGGCGGGAACAGGGCUCUGGAGAUCCCCAUCAGCUACACCCAUCAUGGAGCUGGGAGCUAUAAGGACUGAUGGAGCUAUAAAGACCUUCCACUACCUUCCUUAGACUGCCUCAGCCCGUCACAACAGACUACAAUACUACCCCCACACUCACCUCAAACACAGCAAUUCCGUUCUUUUACUUUUAGAUCUGUGUGUAUUGUUGUGAAUUGUUAGAUAUUACUGCACUGCUGGAGCUAGGAACACAAGCAUUUCGCUACACCCGCAAUAACAUCUGCUAAAUAUGUGUAUGAGACAAUACAAUUUGAUUUCAUUUGAACACCCCCCCACACUCAACUCAAACACAGCAACACCACCCGCCCCACACUCAACGCCACUCACCCCAACUAACCUCAAAUACGGCAACACCACCCCACACUCACCUCCACCCACCCACACUCACCUCCACCUGCUCCACACUCAUCUCAAACAUAGCAACACAGCCCCACCCGCCCCACACUCACCUCCACCCGCCCCCACACUCAUCUCAAACACAGCAACACCACCCCCACCCGCCCCACACUCAUCUCCACCCGCCCCAACUCAUCUCAAACACAGCAACACAGCCCCACCCGCCCCACACUCAUCUGUGAACUUCCCACCCACCUCUACUAGUACUACUGUUGUGUGCUAUGAAUCUUUGUAUAGUGUUUUUGACUUCCUCUGUGUGAUCUGAUCAUUGUCCUGAUCUUUCAGAGUUUGCCUAUGGAGGACACCCAUAUCCAUUUUCAGGGAUAUUUGAGAUAACGCCAGGGGAUGCCACAGAACUCGGGGAGACAUUCAAAUUCAAGUGAGUAUCACGGCUUAAAUCGAGGGUUUCUUGAAAAACAAGGUAUGGUUAGUUGCCUAGUUGAGCUAAAACAUGAGAACAUCCUUAAACCUGUUUGUAGUGGAACCAGUACUGUUGUUGACGUUUUGGUAGAUAUGUUUACUUAUGUGUUCUUUCUUCACUGCUUGUGAUGGAUUCUGAAAACUGGUCAUUUCUAUUCAUAAUGGUCAAGUUUUUUUUUUCUUCUGUUAAGCAGAACAUAGGAUCACGAGAAUACCGAGAAGUCACAUAGGAUUUCUGCCUCAAGCGACACUGAGGAUCACAUGAAUAGCUAAUGGUUACUGACAGUUUUUUUCUUCAAUUGUUGUAGAGACAACCUGCAUAGCCAAUUUAUUUUCUUUAUCUAGCAAUAAUUUUGUGACAAGGAUGCUCCCUAAAAUGGUCAUCAUUAUUUACUGGCUUGUUGAAGUGUCUAGCCUUUACAGCUAUGUUCAAUGAAGCACACUGUUACAAUUAUAGUGAUGGAGGAGGAAGAAGAAGAGUGAAAUCUCAGCUGGACUUACAUAGAAUGUUAUUUACACACUUGCCUGUAUAAGAGUACAGAAGAACGUGUGAGUGGAGUUGGGGUGUUUCUACAGCAUGUCCUUGCCGAUGUGCGUGCAUUCAUGCAAGCCCCUAGUUGGCGUCUGGCUACUUUUGAUUGUGUGUGUACUGUGUGUGUGAGGCUUGAGCGAGUGGCUCUGUAGCUUGUUUGCAUAAAUGAUGCUCUAGUUGAGCAGCCCCAUGGCACUGGAGUGUCUCUGCUACUGAUGCCAAUGAGUAGAACAUGUUCUAAAUAAACGUUCUGUGUAUGGUUUGUUUAUUUCUUUGUGUGUGUGUACACCUGCUAUGGGAGGAUACUAUAUGGGAGAGACGAUAAAACAUCACAGUAAUGUUGGUUGGAUGACGCAAUUGUUUUGCGUUCUACAUAAAAACAACUUGCAGGAUCUUCUAUAUAAUCAUUUCCAGGGGUUGCCUAACUAUUGUCAUGUCCUCCCUCACAUAAUGCCUCCAGCAUCCAUUUUCCUAACUUACCUUUAUCUAUAUAGCUCUAUGUGCACUCUACUUAUUUGUAUAUAAUGUAUGUAAACUCUGUGUAAACUCCUCUGUCUGUAUUCUGUCUCUAAAUGUUGUCUAUCACGAGCAGCACCAUAUCACUAAGUAACAUUCAGAGUGUGUGUAAAUGUCCUUGGCGAAUGAAGAUGAUUCUCAUCUUCUGAUGGUGGUUGUUGAGUGAUAAGGCUGCUCCUGUUUAUGUACAGCAAUGCUCCGAAGAUACUGUAGUUGCUAACACCGUGGUCCAUUUCUCGCCCACAGCUCAGACAUGCUGCAUUUUGGUUAGGCUGAGUCACUUCUGUGAAGAUGAAGAGCUUCAUCUAUAAUUGAAGUGAACUCUGCCUGUGUAGUCAUUACUCAGAUGGGCCGGUCUGUUGUGUAGAUUCCAUGCAUAGCAUUUUUUAUCUAAAAUGAUAAAAGGUAGAUUAUGAAGUCUUUAGGCAACAUUUUACAUCCGCAAAACUGCCCUUGAGCUCUGCAAAUAAUCUUGAAUAGUCACAAUAAGUAGGAAUUAUAAUUUCUCAUUUUAAAAUGUAAAACAUUGCCUUGUAUGGUGAAAAAAGGUGCUUAGAAUUGACCUUCUCCUCUGUGUUGAUCCUGUUCCUGGCAUCAGAGAGGCCAUUGUUCUGGGCAGCACAGACUUCACAGAGGAGGAUGUGGAGCGCAUUGUGGAGGAGCUGGGGAAGGAGUACAAGGGGAAUGCCUACCACCUCAUGCACAAGAACUGUAACCACUUCUCCUCAGCCCUGUCGGAGGUAAGGGACGCUCUGAACAUUCACUCACUCACACACACACACACACACACACACACACACAUAUAUUAUUUAUGCCCAAGCUCUCCUUAAGGAAAGACAAAGGCCUAUAUCCCUGCGUUGUCCAGGGUGCGUCACAGUGGUCCACAUAAGACAAGAAUUCCAUCCUCCCCACCAGCUCACCUCUUGUCACCAGGGCUAGAGCAUUCUAGGUCAGGGUGCCUGGAUGUAGUGCCACUUUGCCCUGACGUUGAACCUGCCAGAUGCCAGGUCCAGCCUAGCACAGUCUCACAAAGAGCAGAGAAGGAGAAUCCUCCACACCCCACGGGACAGAUGACAAAUAUCUCAACCUGUGUUAGUUCAGUGUGUUGAGUAGAAGCCAAGCAAUUUGAGUUUAUAAGUACAGUGUUAGAGCAGAUUGGUGGAGCGGGUGAAUAAUGAGUAUGAUUACACCCAUCAUUUGUGUGGCAGACAGGAAUUAGAGAGCUCUGCUGCAAGCCCAGACACACUGCCCCAGCUGCCAGGCCCACUGCCCCAGCUGCCAGGCCCACUGCCCCAGCUGCCAGGCCCACUGCCCCAGCUGCCAGGCCCACUGCCCCAGCUGCCAGGCCCACUGCCCCAGCUGCCAGGCCCACUGCCCCAGCUGCCAGGCCCUGUCAUACACCACUGACAGAAACUCCUCCUGACUCAUACACCUACAUAUGCAAAUACAACACACACACAUAUACUAGCAAACACCUACAUAUGCAAAUACAACACACACACAUAUACUAGCAAACACCUACAGACAAACUCACUCUCUCACACAUGUAUGCUCACACAAUGUGACUGUUUGAAUAGAAUUCAUUGCAUAGUUGUCACGAUCGUCUACAACAGGAGACCAAUGCGCAGCGUUGCGAGUGAACAUGAUUUAUUAAAUAACGUAACCACGAAAAACAAAAGACGAUACGUGAAGUUCAACACUGAAUACAACUAUCAGCAACAAGGAAACAAAAACCCACAAACACAAGGUGAAAACUGACAGUUUAAAUAUGGCUCCCAAUCAGAGAUAACGAGCCGACAGCUGACACUCGUUACCUCCGAUUGGGAGUCAUCGACGACAACAUACAACAUAGAAAUACAACCACCAGACCUGCAGACAUAGAAAUACACCCAACAGACUACCAACAUAGAAAAACACCCAAAUCCCCAACAAAACAACAUACACUCUAGCUCACAAUACCAAGUCCUAGAGCCAGAGUGUCACAGUACCCCCCCCUAAAGGUGCGAACUCCGGGCGCACCAGCCCACAGUCUAGGGGAGGGUCUGGGUGGGCGUCUGUCCACGGUGGCGGUUCUGCCCCUGGUCGUGGUCCCCAUCCCACCUUAGUCACCACCCGCUUCCCUAGCCUCCUCCCAAUGACCACCCUCCAACUAACCCCACCUGGACUAAGGGGCAACACCGGACUAAGGGGCAGCCCCGGGAUAAGGGGCAGCACCGGGAUAAGGGGCAGCACCGGGAUAAGGGGCAGCACCGGGAUAAGAAGCAGCACCGGACUAAGGGGCAGCACCGGGCUAAGGGACAGUACCUGACUAAGGGACAGUACCUGACUAAGGGGCAGCACCGGACUAAGGGGCAGUAUCGGACUAAGGGCCAGCACCAGGAUAAGGGACAGCACCAGGAUAAGGGACAGCACCAGGAUAAGGAGCAACACCGAGCUAAGGGGCAGCACCUGACUAAAUGGCGGAUCCUGGCUGGCUGGCUCUGGCGGAUCCUGGCUGGCUGGCGGAUCCUGGCUGGACGGCUCUGGCGGAUCCCGGCUGGACGGCUCUGGCGGAUCCCGGCUGGACGGCUCUGGCGGAUCCCGGCUGGACGGCUCUGGCGGAUCCCGGCUGGACGGCUCUGGCAGAUCCUGGCUGGACGGCUCAUGGCUGGCUGACGGAUCUGGCUGCUCAUGGCUGGCUGACGGAUCUGGCUGCUCAUGGCUGGCUGACGGAUCUGGCUGCUCAUGGCUGGCUGACGGAUCUGGCUGCUCAUGGCUGGCUGACGGAUCUGGCUGCUCAUGGCUGGCUGACGGAUCUGGCUGCUCAUGGCCGACUGACGGAUCUGGCUGAUCCUGUCUGACGGAAGGCUCUGGCUGAUCCUGUCUGGCAGAAGGCUCUGGCUGAUCCUGUCUGGCAGAAGGCUCUGGCUGAUCCUGUCUGGCAGAAGGCUCUGGCUGAUCCUGUCUGGCGGAAGGCUCUGGCUGAUCCUGUCUGGCGGAAGGCUCUAGCGGCUCCGGUCUGGCGGACGGCUCUGAUGGCUCAUGGCAGACGGGCGGCUCUGCAGGCUUCAGGCAGACGGGCAGUUCAGGCCCCGUUGGGCAGACGGCAGACUCUGGCCGUCUGAGGCGCAUCAUAGGCCUGGUGCGUGGUGCCGGAACAGGAGGUACCGGGCUGAGGACACGCAUCUCAGGGCUAGUGCGGGGAGAAGCAACAGGGCAUGCUGGACCCUGGGGACGCACCGUAGGCCUGAUGCGUGUUGCCGGAACUGGAGGUACCGGGCUGAGGACACGCAUCUCAGGGCUAGUGCGGGGAGUCGGAACAGGGCAUGCUGGACCCUGGGGACUCCCAUAACGCCUAGUGCGGGGAGCAGGAACUGGCCGGGCUGGGCUGCCGACGCACACCGUAGGCUUCCUACGUGGCACAGGAACAGGCCGGGCUGGGCUGGCGACGCACACCGUAGGCAUCCUACGUGGCGCAGGGACAGGCCGGGCUGGGCUGGCGACGCGCACCGGACACUUGGUGCGGGUGGCAGGAACAGGCCGAACCGGGCUGGCGACGCGCACCGUACGCUUAGUGCAAGGGGCCGGAACAGGCCGGGCUGGGCUGGCGACGCGCACCGUACACUUGGUGCGUAUGGCAGGAACAGGCCGAACCGGGCUGGCGACGCGCACCGUACACUUAGUGCGAGGGACCGGAACAGGCCGUACCGUACGGGGAACACACACUACUGGCUGCACCUCGGGACUAGGAACGGGCCGGACCGAACUGGUUACACACCCCAGUACCUCACGCCGUGCCUCAACACCUUCCUUCCCUGCUUUACCCAGUAGCCCCCUUGACCUGGUAGCCCACUGAAUCCGUCCCUUCUCUGCCUCCGUCAGCCCCCUUAACCUGGCAGCCCUCUGACUCUGCCUUGUGGCAGCCUCCUGCUGCUCCGUCGCCCAAGCCAUGUGCCCCCCCCAAAAAAUUUCUUGGGGUUGCCUCUCUUCCACGGGCUUCCAGCCUCGCCUUCGCGCUGCCUCCUCGUACCACCUCCUCUCGGCUUUGGCUGCCUCCAGCUCUUCACGAGGGAGGCGAUAUUCUCCCGGUUGUGCCCAAGGACCCUUUCCGUCCAAUAACUCUUCCCAUGUCCAGACCCUCGGCUCCUGGACACGCUGCUUGGUCCUUUGGUGGUGGGUUUUUCUGUCACGAUCGUCUACAACAGGAGACCAAUGCGCAGCGUUGCGAGUGAACAUGAUUUAUUAAAUAACGUAACCACGAAAAACAAAAGACGAUACGUGAAGUUCAACACUGAAUACAACUAUCAGCAACAAGGAAACAAAAACCCACAAACACAAGGUGAAAACUGACAGUUUAAAUAUGGCUCCCAAUCAGAGAUAACGAGCCGACAGCUGACACUCGUUACCUCCGAUUGGGAGUCAUCGACGACAACAUACAACAUAGAAAUACAACCACCAGACCUGCAGACAUAGAAAUACACCCAACAGACUACCAACAUAGAAAAACACCCAAAUCCCCAACAAAACAACAUACACUCUAGCUCACAAUACCAAGUCCUAGAGCCAGAGUGUCACAAUAGUUCAAUGAUUUCCUCAGAGAACCCAGUGUAUUUGAACCAAAUUGUUCUAGAGAGAGGAAAUUAGGCUAAUUGUCAAUUCUUACAGAGCAUUCUGUCUUCUCCCAUCAUUUACACCCCUUGGUCUUGUUGAUUCCCAUCUUUAUAAUGAAACACUGCACUAGUGCAGUGGGUAUUCACUUCUGUGGCCGUUCCUGUCUAUUAGGGACUGUCUUUAGCUGUGAAGUACGUGUGAAUGUGUUUCCUGGGGACGGUGAAGAGGGAGGUGACUAAUACUCAGAUGUCUCUAACACUGAUAAUCCUCUCUUCAUUUGAAAGGCAAAUGAAGUGGGCCUGAUGACACUCUGGAUAAGAACAUAUUUACAGUGAAACCAGCACCUCUUCCUCUUGAAGUGUUGAAACACUCAUUUAGCUCGUAUCAUUUUGUUAACACUGCUACAACCACACACGUCUAGUAUGACUCAAUGUAUGACUAUAUUGUGUAGACUGAGUCAGAGCGUUGUUUAUAGUCAUUUGUGAUUCCCACCCCAAAAAAAAGUAUAUUAAUGUAAGCAAAUAAUUUUAAGAUGUAUCUAUGCAUAGCCUAGAUAUGUAAUCUUGUUGUAGAGUCCUCUCCCUAUUGGAUGAUAGAAUUGUUCAGGAAUAGAAUGGAGAUGUCUGCCUCAGGCAUACAGCGCUUCUCUCUCUUCCUUGUUGUGUGGGAAGGAUCUGUUUGACAGUUUCAUUUUCUGACAGCCUGAUUUGCUCGUGGGAUUAUGCGUGAUUGCUCCACAGUGAAGGAAUCUGUGAGAGAGAACUUUGAAUGGGAUUAGCUCUGCAAAGACCACCACAGAUCCCCAGCUCUAGGUGUGAUAGUUAUUUAUUUCAGACCUGUUAGGUUUCUGUGCAGAAAUCCUACAUCCAGGACGGCAGCCUAUCAUUGUCUUUCAUUUCUCUGUGGUCUAUUUUAGGUGAUAAUUUGCAAAAAAAUGAUGAUACUGUAUGGGAGAACACAGCAUUCCUACUGAAACUGAUUUCUCAACCGCAGAGAAUCAAUCGACCGAUUGGUAGCCUAUUUCUCAUGGGUAGCCUAUAUAGACAUAUUGUCAUUGGUAGCCUACAUCAAGCCUCAUGAGCAAUGUCUUGCCUUUUCAUGUGAAAUGUAGGCGAAGACUAACAACCUCACAAUUACAUUGUGCAGUUGUGAACAUUAAUGUCACUGCUCACAAGGAUGUUAACCCACACACAAUUGAAGCCCAUCACUGCAGGCUUGUUUGAGGCGUUAAGGCUAUUUUAUAGCUCCAUCCCAUCAGGCCACAGCCUCCAGAAUGAUUAUCCUCCUCUCUGCCUCAGUGCUGCUGCUGUUAUCAUCACACUUAGCUUGUUUUUCACAGCCAGAGGCUUUCCCCAUCCAAUACCUGGUUUUUCCAAAGUGGAAUACUUCCAUUACACGUCAAGAGGACUAAAGAUACAAAUCUACAGCUAAUACCACUUUGAAAGAAAGGGCAAUUUGUGUUUCUCUGCAUUUACUGGGUCAGUUUGUUGGUUUGGUGUUCGCUUUGGACCACAAGGUUUGAAAAUAUUGGUUUUAUGGUUGCACUAUUUUCACAGGAAAUAUAUUUUUAUCGUGAUGUGAGAAAUUCUAAGAAUGUCAUAUGUGUUAGAGAAGCGAGAGGGGACAGAUAACAAUUCAACACCGGUGUCUUUGUCAGAGUCUUGACCAGAAGUAAACUCUUCCAUUCACUGGGGUGAUAACAUGUUACUGUGCUGAGCAAAAGGAAUGGUCCUGGCUAGUGGCCAUUAAUGAAGUCAUUACAUUGUAAUGAUGUCCGUACUUAGCAAGACGAUACAUCCACACUAUUUUCACAUUGUAAUAGCACCCAGUCCAUCAGAUGAAUAAGGGUCCAAUUGAAUACAGUCUAGUGGAGUACAUUCCAAUACCUCAAUGACCAUUAGCUAUAUCCUGCUUAGUAGGGCCAAAUGCCUUACUGCUACAGUAUCAGCAGAUCCAUUUCCAGUAAGGCCUAGCACUCUAGUAUCAGGUAUCAGUGCUGCAUGUCUCUGUUCUACUCUGCGCUCUUCCUGUCUGUCCAUCAGAUCCUGUGUGGCAGGGAGAUCCCGCGCUGGGUGAACCGGCUGGCCUACUUCAGCUCCUGUGUGCCCUUCCUGCAGAGCUGCCUGCCCAAAGAGUGGCUGACCCCGGCCGCCCUGCAGUCCAGCGUCAGCCAGGAGCUCCAGGGGGAACUGGAGGAGGCAGAGGACGCCUCCGCCUCUCUGGCCUCCAUGAGCUCCAUGCCUUCCCCCUCCCUCUCCUCCCCCCUCCAGGCUGCCCAGGGUUCCCCGACAUCAGCCCCGCCGAUAGGACUAGUCCCAGGGUUCACCAUUGCCUUCAGUGACAGGCUCUGGCAGGGCCCCUCCACAUGGACAGGCUUACUGUACUGUACACCACUCUGCCAAUAG
Coregonus sp. 'balchen' is the source of this 25271-nucleotide messenger RNA. The record is from the annotation of a GenBank genome assembly. NCBI's taxonomy places the organism in Eukaryota, Metazoa, Chordata, Actinopteri, Salmoniformes, Salmonidae.